Messenger RNA from Cantharellus anzutake, 1530 nucleotides. RefSeq lists its product as uncharacterized. Lineage: Eukaryota; Fungi; Basidiomycota; Agaricomycetes; Cantharellales; Hydnaceae. The record is from RefSeq and is a predicted model, not a curated record. Bases 64 to 1326 code for a protein of 420 amino acids. The transcript has 8 exons. Gene Ontology annotation, biological process: cristae formation.
CCGAAGUACUGAACAAAUCCCAACAUUCUUACUUAAAGCUUCUCAUUGAAGAAUUUUCACGCUAUGUCCUUGCGCAUGGAUGAGGAUCGUCCUGACGAGGAACAGUCAGCCCAGGUUCAGGAUGACACAUUCUAUGCGUUAUUGAAUGUCCCUCGUGAUGCAUCUACAGAUCUUAUUAAAGAAAAGUACAGACAAUUGGCAAUUUUGCUGCAUCCAGAUAAGCAACAUGAUGAGCACCGUCGCGCGACUGCUAACGACCGCUUUCAACGCCUGAAGAGAGCGUAUGAAGUUCUUUCUGACCCCCACCUGCGAGCUGUAUACGACGCAUUAGGUGAAGAAGGGAUCAGAUAUGCAGGGGAGAUUAGCCGGAAAUAUAAAAGUGCAGAGGAGAUCAUAGCAGGAAUUGAGCGUCUUGCCCGUAAGAGCGGGGUUCGGGACACCCCCACAACUUCUGAUACCGUCGUAAUCGGGGUGGAUGCCCGGACACUCACUGUUCCAACAAGCCAUAUUGUUCCUGGUGCACGCACCCCAACCUUUUUAGAUAGGCUACAUGGCAUCGAGGUGUCGAACUUUAGCGUUAGACAUGCCCUUCACGCUUCAGUAGCCCCUUCAACCAAGUUGUCUCUGGCUGCAAGAACCGCCAGUCGAGCGACACAAGGCUCUUUCAUCGGAACGGUGCGACACCAAUUUUCACCACGAUUGGCGGUCGAGUCAAGCAUCGCGUGUUUGCAUCCCCUCUUUAUGAGCAUAAGGGCGAGCUAUGAUGUAGAUCCUCAUACUGAGCUCCGGCUCUUCACCCGAUUUAACUCCGGUCGAUCGAUUCUGUUUCCUGCGUUUUCGGUGGUUGUGUCAAGGGUGCUUUAUCCCAAAGCAAUUGGGACCGUCACCUUCAAUAGUGGCUGGCCACCAUUAUUAAUCAGCAAUUUCACCAAUAACCCACCUAAUAUCACUACCAACUCUUCCCCAAGCUCCUUCGAAAUUGAAAUUAAAUCCAACCCCUGGACUGUAAGCACCGUUCUCAGCGGAGAUGGCAACAACGGCAGCAUUGCGAUACAAGGUGCCUACACAUACAAAGUAACCAGCUCUACGGAUGUCAGCAUAAGUGCCGUCCUUACCAUUCCGAGCGGUAUUGCCUUCGUGUUGACAGGCGUUCAACGAUUUGGAUCACAAUCGAAGGGAGCUCCCCCAACCAUCCUGAACGUCAAUGUACUGUUAAGCAUGGCAGGCAUCGAACUACGCAUUCGGUGCGUAAGUCCUUCUGCAAUGCGAUUCUUUGCUGGGCUGCGCCUUCGCUCAAUUCACCGGCUUUCCUCGUCCCGACGAUGACUUGAAACUCACGCACGUUUAAUUUGCCAUGUCACCGACCCGCUACUCCUUUGUGUUUCUAUGUCUAGAAUUGCUCGGGAAAGCCAGGUUUUCUCCAUUCCUAUCAAGCUUUCAGAUGACCUUAGCUUCACAUUGGCAUUGUGGACGACCCUGAUACCGGCGCUGGGUACCGCUGCCCUGGAAUACUUUGUGUUGCAUCCCAUU